CGUAAAAUAAAUAAUUAAUCGGUCAAUGAACGUUUUCGUAGCCUUCAGUUUUAGUGAUUAUGCAACGUAUAAAAAACACGCUUGAACCUACUUUAUGAAUAUAACAUCAAGGUUAAUCGUUUUCUCUAAUAGAAUGGUUCGGUCUGACGUAAUUUGUUUUGAUAACGUCCCAUUUCUCUUUAUAAAAGUCGCAUGCGAACGUUAGGUAAUAGUCGAGGCCGUAGAUUUGUACUAACACUAGCGUAGUGUAUAUACAGUAGCCUGUAUUUGUUCGCAUUAACAUUACUCUGAGCAAUGGCGAUUGAUGGGGCAAUUACAUCUUUGCUGAUACUAGCAGCUAUUUUACUAUAUUGUUUAUACAAAUUUUUUAAGAAAAAUAAUAAUUUUUGGGAGUCUCAAGGAGUUUGUGUUGUAAAAAAACAUCCCAUAUUAGGUUCUUUCAAUGUCAUGUUGUUAAAACAAUGCCAUAUGGAGGAUAUGGAAAAUUAUAAAAAAUUAGGAAGAAUUUAUGGACGCUAUGAUGGUCAAACUCCAAUAUUGGUUAUCGGAGAUCCAGAGAUUCUGAAGAAAGUUUUAGUAAAAGAUUUUAAUGUAUUUCCUAAUCGUAGGCCUAUUCAAUUUGGUGAUCCUGUCAUUGAUAAUAGUGUUGGAAUGUUAGAAGGUUCUGACUGGAAGCGAGUUAGAAGUGUUUUAACUUCAUUAUCAACAGGUAGUAAAUUACGAAAGAUACUUUAUUUAGUAGAAGAUUGUUCUGAUUCAACAAUUGAAAGACUUUCAAAAGUUGCCAAAUCAGGAGAAUCUGUUGAUAUGAAACCAUUAUUUGGAAAAUAUGUUAUUGACAUAAUUGCUUCCUGUGCAUUUGGAAUUAAAAUAGAUGCAGAAGACAAUACUAAUCCUUUCAUUAUUAAUGCAAAUAAAUUAUUGCAAAGUUUUUUCUCAUGGAGAAGUUUUAUGACAGUAAUGUUUCCGCAAAUAAUGAAAAUUUUUAAAAUAUCUCUCUUUAAUCCCGAAAGUACGAAAUUUUUUCAAAAGUUUGUAUUAAAUGCCAUAAAUAAAAGAAAAAAUAGUGGAAAGGUACGAUUUGAUUUCUUACAAAUGUUGAUGGAAACUGAAAUGACAGAGAACAACAAUGGACAUGUAGCAAAUGGAAAAGUGUCUCAAGCAAAAAAUAUGAAUCUAGAUGAAAUUGUUUCACAGUGUUGUGGAUUUUUCAUUGCCGGAUAUCAUAGUACAAGCUUUACUCUUAGCAAUUUAUUUUACAAUCUUGCUCUGUAUCCUGAAUACCAAGAUAGGAUGAGAGAAGAAAUAAAUAAUAUUUUAGAAAAUACAAACUCAAUAGACUAUGAAAAACUCAAUGAAAUGAAAUAUGUUGAGGCAGCCAUUUUAGAAACAUUAAGAAUGUAUCCAGCUUUAGUAAGGCCAGAACGUGAAGCUGCCGAUGAUUAUAAAAUUGAUAAAUUAAAUAUAAACAUUAAGAAAGGAAUGCUAAUAAGUGUUGCUGUAUGUGGGAUGCAUUAUGAUCCAGAAUGGUAUCCUGAACCUGAAAAGUUUAAUCCUGAAAGAUUCGUCAAUACAGAAACUGCAUCUGCCUACACAUCGUCUUGCAUUUAUUUGCCUUUUGGAACAGGACCACGUAGUUGUGUCGGGAUGAGAUUUGCAUUAAUGAUAAUGAAAUUAUGCAUUGCCAAAAUAUUGAAAAAUUUCCAGUUUCGAUUAGCUCCAGAAUGCGAGUAUCCACCUCAGUUAGAUUCCAAAGAUGCCUUAUUGAAGAUCAAAAAUGUGAUUUUAAAAUUUGAAUUUCAUCAGUAAUAAUUAAAUAUUUUGUUAUCUUUUAUAACAAGAUAAUUUGACAUAUA
Molecule: messenger RNA, 1856 nt
Organism: Centruroides sculpturatus (bark scorpion)
Lineage: Eukaryota; Metazoa; Arthropoda; Arachnida; Scorpiones; Buthidae
Product: cytochrome P450 3A8-like
Exons: 14
Coding region: 295-1809 (504 amino acids)
Molecular function (GO): heme binding; oxidoreductase activity, acting on paired donors, with incorporation or reduction of molecular oxygen; iron ion binding
Source: RefSeq, a predicted model, not a curated record